UGUAUCGUUAUCUCUAGACACAAACUAUGUACAUGUAUACACACACGUUAGACUAGAAAGUACGCACAGUACAUGUACUACUUCCUGGUAAAUCUGUCAGCUUAGUUUAUCUCUUCAGUUGGCUCAACUAAUAUAAGUUAUUAUUUAGCAAUGGAUAGAACUGAACCUUUAAAGUUUCGUCUCAAACACAGGAAAUCAAUUGAUCAAGCCCAAACAAAUACCUCAUACAAAUGUGGGGAGUGCGGAUUUAACUUCGGUGCAAAAAAAGAUUUGCAAAAACAUUUAUCUAAACAUAGGGAGGAAAAUUCAUUAAUUCUAGAAAGCUCCUUACCAAAACUAAGUAAUUGUGGAGCAAAAGUGUACGAAUGUGAUAUAUGCGACAGGAUAUUCAGCGAAAAAGUUUACCUUAAAUUACAUACCAGAAUACAUAAAGGAUUCAAGCCAUACAAAUGUCCAGAUUGUGAUGGGAGAUAUAACGAUUGCAUCGAAUUACAAAAUCAUCGUAAGUUGCAUACUUAUAUUGAAAAAACUAAGACAUCAACCAAACCUUUAAAAGAAAAGAAAACAUCAACCUCAAAAGAAAUAAAACUUAAAUCAACCAAUGACAAUGAGAUGAUGUACAAAUGUAAAUGUGGAAGACGAUAUUCAAACUUGGUAAAAUAUAAGUCCCAUGUACUAUCUCAUAAGGACAAUCCUACAGACUUAAAGUGCUAUCUUUGUGAAGCUACUUUCAGCAGAAGACGAGCUUUACAACUGCAUUUGAACGAACAUGCUAAAGAAGACCAUACAGAGGUGUACAAAUGUGAUAAAUGUGACCAGAGAUACUUUUCUAAAUGGUGGUUUGAUAAGCAUAAUUGUUCAUAUGUAGAAAGUAAAUGCCCAGAAUGUGGAAAAACGUUUAAAGAUAAGUUUCGUUUGAGAAAUCAUAUGAUUUUUCACUCAAACAAGAAGCCGUUUCUUUGUCAAGUUUGUAAGAAGAGUUUCCACUUGAAGCAUCAAUUAAUAGUGCACGAACGGAUACAUACUGGAGAACGUCCAUUGUCAUGUAACUUGUGUGGUAAAAGUUUCAAUCAGCUAAACGUGUUAAAACGACAUGUCCUUAACAUACAUACAAAUCAUAGAUCUAAGAAAUGCCCCCUCUGCGACAAAGGGUUCAAUAGUGCUGAUCAGUUAAAGAGUCAUAUGAUAGUCCACAAUCCUGAACCAGUUUUAUGUUCAUUUUGUGGGAAAUGCUUUAAAGCUGUAGUGCAUUUGAAAAAUCAUGUAAAGAGAUGUAGACUUAAUCCAAAACAAAACACGAGUCUAAUCACUUUAGGAGAAUAGAAUGUCAAGAACAUAAUUAUAUUCGGAGCCUUUUUAAGCUGACUAUGCUGUAUACAUUUUGCUCAUUGUCGAGUGCCUUAUGGUGACAAUAUAAUUGUAAGGUUUAUAAUUAUGUCAUUUAUCUCAAUGGGAAUGAUGCCAACUCUUAUUGUUAUAUAUAAAUCGUAAACCUAAGAUCUUGAUAGGCCAAUUCACCAUGUGGUCGUUGUUUUAUAUUUUAUUGAUUCUUUGUUUAUGUAUCCCUCUUGUAAGCUUUUCAUAAAAUUACAUAUCACGUGAUA
Molecule: messenger RNA, 1604 nt
Organism: Mytilus trossulus (common blue mussel)
Lineage: Eukaryota; Metazoa; Mollusca; Bivalvia; Mytilida; Mytilidae
Product: zinc finger protein 708-like
Exons: 2
Coding region: 151-1323 (390 amino acids)
Source: RefSeq, a predicted model, not a curated record